AUGCACACAGGCGCUCGCACGCCAUGCACUCACACAUCUUUAUCUAUUUAUCUAUCACAGUCUGUUCAUUAUCUAUCUAUCUAUCUAUCUAUCUAUCUAUCUAUCUAUCAUCGUCUGUUCAUAUCUCUAAAUCUAUCUAUCUAUCUAUCUAUCUAUCAUCGUCUGUUCAUAUCUAUUUAUCUAUCGUCUGUUCACAUCUAUCUAUUUAUCUAUCUAUCAUAUCAUCGUCUGUUCAUAUCUAUCUAUCAUCGUCUGUUCAUAUCUCUCUCUCUCUCUCUCCCUCUAUCUAUCUAUCUAUCUAUCUAUCAUCGUCUGUUCAUAUCUAUUUAUCUAUCGUCUGUUCAUAUCUAUCUAUUUACAUAUCUAUCAUCGUAUGUUCAUAUCUAUCUAUCGUCUGUUCGUAUCUAUCUAUCUAUCUAUCUAUCUAUCUAUCUAUCUAUCUAUCUUUUAAUUAUCCUUUAG
Messenger RNA from Acanthosepion pharaonis, 462 nucleotides. Lineage: Eukaryota; Metazoa; Mollusca; Cephalopoda; Sepiida; Sepiidae. The record is from the annotation of a GenBank genome assembly.